AUGGAGGAUAGUUAUCUUCCUCUAAGCACGAUUCUCGACACACCACCCUAUACCUUCAUGGAUUUGGAUUACAUGGACGAGCUCUUGCUCGAAACUAAUGUAUCCGAGCUCUCGCAGUUCGCGUGGCCCUCUCUCGAAACCAAGGAGGGCCCGUCUAACGACAGCCAACAUGUAGUAGACAGGCAAAGAUGGUGGAUCGGGCCUAGGCCCGCGAACUCGGUGGUUGACCGGUUGACUCAGGCACUCGAGCACAUUAAGAACCGAAUGAGGGACAAAGACAUGCUCAUCCAAGUGUGGGUCCCGGUCAGCAGAGACGGAAAAUGUGUGCUGACUACACAUAACCAGCCGUUUUCGCUCGACCUCAACUGCCAGCAGAGGCUGGCCCACUACAGGGAUAUAUCCGUAAAUUACCAGUUUGUUGCGGAUAAGGAUUCGAAGGAAGUUGUGGGGCUGCCUGGACGGGUUUUCAUGAAUAGGGUGGCCGAGUGGACGCCAGAUGUGCGUUUGUUCACGUGGGAUGAGUACAGAAGAGUUGAGCAUGCUCAGAAGCUUGAUGUUCGAGGCACGCUUGCAGUGCCGGUUCUUGAAAAGGGGAGUGGGAAUUGUUUGGGUGUGAUUGAGGUUGUCUUGACCAAGCAGAAGAUACAGUUCAGGACGGAGAUUGAGAGUGCUGUUAAUCUCAAGAGCGCCGACAUUUCAAGCAAAAACAACGUCAAGACAACCGAUGAUUUACCUUACCAACCCAUACUGCCCGAAAUCCUCGACGUCCUCAAAUCCAUAUGCGAAACCCACAGCCUCCCGUUAGCCCAGAUGUGGGCCCCAUGCUCUUCCCAGUGCUGGCGCUGCCCAGACAGCGACCCAAAUAACUGCCUCUCACCCGUGGAGCCCGCGUGCCACGUGGCGGACCCUCGUAACCUUAACUUUCACGAGGCGUGCAAGGAGCACCACUUGUUGAAGGGCCAGGGUAUCGUCGGCAAAGCCUUUGGUACAAACCAGCCUUGCUUCUCACAUGAUGUGUCAGCCUGCAGCAAAACCGAGUACCCUCUUUCCCACAUUGCCCACAUGUUCGGGCUCCGUGCAGCUGUCGCAAUUCGCCUGAGGAGCGUCUCGACUGGCGCAGCUGAUUUUGUGCUCGAGUUUUUCCUGCCUGUGGGCUGCGUGGCCCACGAGGAGCAGUUAAAGAUGCUCGACUCGCUUUCGAGCACCAUUCAGAAAGUUUGCCGAACUUUACGUGUCGUUACGGAUAAAGAGCUGAAAGAGAGUUUGGUGGUCGAGAAUAACCGGACGAUGGAGAAGAAACGGGCCCGGGCCGAAAAGACAGUCACGUUGGAGACUCUCAGGCAGCACUUUGCCGGGAGUUUGAAGGAUGCCGCCAAGAAUCUUGGUGGUAAUUUUUCGAAUUUUUUCCACGGAAUCCAACGGUGGCCGUCUCGUAAGAUCAAGAAAGUGGGCCACUCCUUGCAGAAGAUCCAGCGCGUGAUCGACUCCGUUCAUGGCGCCUCGGAUUUCCUACAAUUCGAGUCCUUCUACACCAACUUCGGGCCUCCCGAGCCCAAAUCCCCGGCCCGCAGCCCGAGGCCCACAGACACCUCCUCGAGCUCGAGCCAGUGCUACUCGAGCGAGGCCCAACCCGCGUACCACUCGGCAAGUGUCUCGGGCCAUGAAGGCCCGAUUGUCAAGGACGAGCCCGGUCAAGGCCCGGUCAACAGUCAAAGGGUGAAAGUCAACUAUGGUGAGGGCACGAUCAGGCUACGGAUGCAGAGGGAUUGGGGGUAUGUUGACUUGUUGCGGGAGAUUACGAGACGUUUUGGAGUGGGCUCGGGAGUCGAGUUUCAUCUCAAGUAUUUGGAUGACGAUGCGGAGUGGGUCCUGCUGACGUGUGACGAUGACCUGGCGGAGUGUGUGGACUUGUGCCGCUCGUCUGGGGCCCACAUGAUCCGUCUCGUGCUAGUUCGGAGGUAG
Messenger RNA from Striga asiatica, 1962 nucleotides. The record is from the annotation of a GenBank genome assembly. Lineage: Eukaryota; Viridiplantae; Streptophyta; Magnoliopsida; Lamiales; Orobanchaceae.